Molecule: messenger RNA, 2949 nt
Organism: Lactuca saligna
Lineage: Eukaryota; Viridiplantae; Streptophyta; Magnoliopsida; Asterales; Asteraceae
Source: the annotation of a GenBank genome assembly
AUGGGAUUUGUGUUUAAAAGAGCAUGGGUGAUGAUGGUUGAUGAAGACAAUUGGAAUGGAAUGUUGGAAAAGCGUUAUAAUCAAAGAAGGUCGGUUGAAGAGAAAAAGAAUAGGAAGAUUGUGAAUAAAGAUAAUAGAGAGGAUGAUAAUUUGGCUUGUUAUAGCAACAUACUUUUGAGGUACAUAAAAGAUAAUAAAGAUACAAGGGAGAAGAAGAGAAAGAAGAUUGCUAUUUUGGAGUCUUUUGGCAAUGGGAAGGUAGAAACUAUGUGCAUUUUUGUGUGGAGAUUUUGGGAUAUUGGUGUUCAUAGGACUAGUGUUAUUAUUGACACUUGGAUAAGGAGCAUGUAUAGAGAUGGCAUUUUUGAAGAUUGGAAGAAGAAAUGGAGUAUUCACUUCGAGAUUUUCUCUCUCGGUUUUCCAGUUUUGGUGAGUGGCUUGGUUGGGAUUCUGGUGAUCGGAUCUCUUGCCGGUGCCGGAAUUUCAUCAUCGUUGAUUGAAUUUACUCUAAAAUCAAUUCCAAUUGUCUAUACGAUUGGUGAUCGGAUGUUCUGGAAAAUUGGAAGUAUGUUUGGCAUGAAUUAUAAAGAUCCACCUGAUCCAGCUAACAAAAAUCUAUAUGAAGAUGAUCUGGAAGCUGAUGUUGGAGCUAAACGAAGAGGAAGAAGAGCUAUGCACAAGGAAUUUUCUCCGUAUUCAAUGAUUAAACCAUUACGAUCAAAAGAAAAAAUGGAAGCUAAAAUUAAUCGGUUAAGGGAAGAAAAGAAGUAUCUGAAUGCGAAAUCUAUUGCUGAUGGAUCGAAAGAAGUUCUUCGAGCUGGAGUACGUGAAAUAAUAAAAUCAAAUUAUGGGAAAGAAAAUAUAGAUCCGCAAUUUAUAAAAUCGGAGUUGGAGGCAUUUGAUAAGAAUUUGGUGGGUGGAUCAUCUCCUUCGUCUCCUGUUAUUCAAGCGAACAUGGGAAUGGAUGCUGGAACUGUAGCUGGGUCGAACAAUAGAAUUUCAGCUGGAACAAAAAAUGACAAAGGCAUUUUGGUUGAUGAGCCGAAGAUUACUAAGGACUUCAUUUCAUCGGAAUUAAUGAAGAUGGGUUCGUAUGCUUCAGGCCCUGGUUCGUCUUCUUCAGGUCCUGGUCCAGUAAUUGAAACAAAUGAAGGGAAGGGCAUUUUGGGAAAGUUUCCUGUUUCGCAAGUUGCUUCAGUUAAUUCAGGUAUUCCGGUGGUCUUUAAUGCUAAUCCUAUUGACUCAAUUAGUUGUAAUACUAAUUGUAAUGAUGAAGAUAUGAAAGAUUCUAUUAAUGAGAAUGGGAAUUUGGAAGUUGGUUAUGGUAAUAAUAUGAAGAAAGAACAGGGAGCUAAUUUCUUGAAUAUGGAUUUUUCGAAACCUGUCCUCUCCCCUGCAGCUAAGUUGGUUAAUGAGUUCAAUAAAAAAUCUUAUGCUCGUAUGGUUGAAUCAACAAAUAAUGUGGUGGAUCUUAAUAUCAAAGUUAUUCCAAAAGUUGAUGGGAAACCUAGUGGGAAAGUUGAGUUACCUUAUGCAGAUUUAAUGUUGGGUGGUGCUCCUUAUCAUGCUACUUUGUAUGGAUUUUUUGUGGGGAAAAAGCUUGCUUUCCCAACAGUUAAUCAUUUUUCUUUUAAGAUGUGGAAGAUGUAUGGGCUGAAGGAUAUAAUGGUGAAUGAUGAGGGAUUUUUUUUCUUCAAGUUUGAUUCAAAAGAAGGAAUGAUGAGUGUGCUGGAGGGAGGUCCAUGGUUGAUUAACAAUGUCCCAAUGUUUGUUCAAAGAUGGAGGCCAGGUCUAGUUUUGAGUAAACCGCAAAUUAAUUCAGUUCCUGUAUGGGUUAAAGUGUUUAAUGUUCCUUUGGAGUAUUGGAACAGCAAAGGAAUUACGUUGAUUGCAAAUGAGAUUGGGAAACCAAUUGCUAUGGAUAAAAUCACUCAAAAAAUGUGUAAUGAGCACUGGGGAAGGCCAGCUUUCAUGCGAUUUCUUGUGGAAAUGUCAGCAGAAUCGGAAUGGAUGAAAGAAUUAAGUGUCGUCUCAAUAGAUUUUGGGACAGGAGAGAAAGUUGAAUCAAAGUGUAGGAUAGAGUAUGCAUGGAGACCUGAUAUUUGUAGUCAUUGCAAAAUUUACGGACAUAAAAAUAACAAUUGUGGGAUUCUAAAUGGAAAAAAGAAUGAUGGUGUUACUGAUGUUGCUGUUGACAGAGAAGAAAAUGGGAGAAAAGAGAAAGUGGAUGAUGAUGGGUUCAUAUUAGUAACAAAGAAAAACAAUAAAGGGCAGAAAUUUAAUACCGGAGUGGUUAUUAAUGAAGAAGGGAAAGUGGAUUUAAUCAAAUCAUUGGAGAAAAGCACCAAACCUGUUUUUGAAGGAAUGGUUGUUAGCAAUAAUGAUGAAAGUCUUAAGGAUGAGGGUAAUCAAGGAAUGGAAAAAAGCAAAAAAAUUAAAGAACAAGAAAAUCAAAAAGGAGGCCAAAAUGAAGAUCGAAGCAAUGAAGGGGUAGAAAAUCGGAAGAAUGGGGGUAAUUUCUCAAAAUUUGCUGUGGGUAAUCUAAAAAAAGAUGGGAAAGAGAAAGGGGUAUUUCAGUCAAAAGAUGAUAAAAGUGGGAGAAAGAAUGGGACAGGGGUGUUCAUUCCAAAAGAGAAAUUAGGAACAAGAGUGAAGAAUGUAAUUGAAAACUUUAAUGCUAAAAAAGAUGGAAUGCAGGGGAAAAGAGAAGAAAAUCAGAAAAAAGUGUAUGUUCCUAAGAAGCAAGUGGAGUUAAAAGUGAGUUCUAAUUUUGAUAAUUUAGGUUCUACGUCAGGAAAAAUUGAUCAAGAUGAAAUUACAACACAAAACCCAUUUGAUGUUCUUGCUGAUUUGGGUUUAAGAGAUAUGUCUUAUCUUGAUGAGAUGGAUUCGGAGAUUUUAACUGGAGGUGGCCAGGAGAUAAGCACCGAAAAUAAAAUUGGUGAUUAA